Messenger RNA from Phaedon cochleariae (mustard beetle), 483 nucleotides. The record is from the annotation of a GenBank genome assembly. Lineage: Eukaryota; Metazoa; Arthropoda; Insecta; Coleoptera; Chrysomelidae.
UUUUCAGGUGCUUCCAAGAAUAAAUUCAUCUGUAAUUGCCUAUCAUCUUGUGAUGAAAUAUCCUACUCCACUAUCAUACAAGGGGAGCAACCAAUUACAACGAACUCCCUAGAUUCCGAUAUGGCGAAUGUCAGUGUACUUUCUGUAUAUUUUGAAAAUUCUGGAAUCAUCGAGUUUACUAGGAGUGAGUUUACAUCUUGGGAUACACUACUAGCAUCCAUUGGAGGAAUAUUCGGCUUGUUCUUAGGUGGUUCUAUAAUGAGUAUAAUAGAGUUCUUCUACCAUUUUAUAUCGGGGAUUUUCAACCAUAGAUUCAAAUUUUGCAACCUGAAGCAAAAAAUAGUCCAAGUUCAAAAAUACCGUCCCACCAUUUAUACCACUGAGCUAUACCCGAAAUACUUUGUUGACAAUGACAAGAUGAAUGGCAAUGCUACUUUCUACAAUAGCAAGAAUAUAAAUCAUUUCCCUAAGGCAUUCAAUUAA